ACUCGUCACAUCGGUAGACAACCGCCGCCGACGCCGUCGGUUUUCUCGACGUCGUUUUUGUUACAUUUCGCUUUUAUAAUAUAGUUUUCAUUUUUAUUCGACUGCAGUAGUUACGCGACCGCAAAAAUGAACCAUCAUCACUACCAUGUGUGGUGUUUGGCCGUGUUGGCCACUGCAUUGUAUUUGGCGCCGGCUCCCGCAGAAUCGACCAUAGUCCUUUCACACACCAAUAUGGAGAAUUCCACCAUGUUCGCUGGGACUAGGGUCAAGAAACGAACAGGAGGUGAAUCGAAUGAUCAAGCAACAGCGGAGUCGUAUUGGACUCCGGGACAUGUUCAAUCUGCACAGGAAGAUGACUCUGCCUACGUUCAGCCAGAAGAAUAUUUCCCGUCCGCUCACGGACUUGUACAAACUCACCCAGCCACCUUUUCUGGGUUUGGAAGCAUUUCCGAAGCAUCGCACGGUAAUUUGCCGCCUUUGGGAUAUUCAUCACUAGACUUCGACAAAAGAGGUCUCGAAGAAUUGCGUAAGAAUCCUGAACUUUCGUCACCCGAAGAAUGUGCAAGAGCUUGUCGCGAAGGAGAGCCAUCCAGAAUAUGUUAUUAUCAUUUCACCGCAGAAUUAUACAACGUACUGGGAGCAGCUUGUCAAGUGUGCACACCAAACGCCACCAACACUUUGUGGAGCCAUUGUCAGUGCAUAUUAGCUGAUGGUGUCGAAAGAGGAAUGUUGGCUGUGAAUCGUAUGUUGCCCGGUCCAAGUAUACAGGUCUGCGAAGGAGAUAAGGUCGUCAUCGACGUCUUGAACCACAUGCAAGGUAUGGAAUUAGUGAUCCAUUGGCACGGAAUUCACCAGAAGGGAACUCAAUACUACGACGGUGUCCCGUACGUCACACAAUGUCCAAUUCACGAAGGAAACACGUUCAGAUACCAAUUCGACACCAACAGUGGCACGCAUUUCUGGCACGCCCAUUCCGGACUUCAAAAAAUUGAUGGUAUCUACGGUAGUAUUGUUGUACGACAACCACCAUCGCAAGAUCCCAACAGCCACUUGUACGAUUACGAUUUGACCACACACGUGGUACUCUUGUCUGAUUGGCUCCAUGAAAAUGGAAUGGAACGAUUCCCAGGUAGAUUAGCUGCAAAUACCGGGCAGGAUCCCGAAUCUCUGUUGAUCAAUGGCAAAGGGCAGUUCACGGACCCAAAUACUGGAUUUAGUACUAACACGCCUUUGGAAACUUUUACCAUCACACCGGGUAGAAGGUACAGGUUUAGAAUGAUCAACGCCUUAGCAUCUGUCUGUCCAGCCCAAAUUACCAUCCAAGGACAUCCGCUCGUGCUUAUUGCUACAGACGGAGAACCUAUUCAGCCGGUGGUCGUCAAUACAAUCAUUUCAUUCUCGGGAGAGAGAUACGAUUUCAUUAUUAAUGCGGAACAGCCCGUCGGUGCGUAUUGGAUUCAAGUCAGAGGUCUUGGUGAAUGUGGAAACAAACGCGUACAACAAUUGGCCAUACUCAGGUAUGCUAGAGGACCAUAUCAACCGAAAUCAAAGGCUCCAACUUAUGAUGUUGGUUUACCACAGGGUGUCGUAAUGAACCCGUUGGAUGCUGUUUGUGAUCGUCCCAGGACUGAYGCCAUUUGUGUGAACCAACUGAAAAAUGCCAAAGUUAUUGACAAAGGUCUUUUACAAGAAAGGCCCGAUGUGAAAAUAUUUUUGCCAUUCAAAUUCUUAUUCUACAGACCUGACGAACUUUUCCAACCUCAUCAAUAUAACAAAUACUUGGUGGCCCCCGGCGGUGGAGACCAUGUAAUCAGUUUAGUAGACGAAAUCUCUUACACCUCUCCAGGAUCUCCAAUGAUUUCCCAGAUCGACGAUAUACCUCCAGAAUUAUUCUGUAACGGAGAUAACAAGCCAGCAAAUUGUGGCAGAAAUUGCAUGUGUUCACACAAAGUCGAUAUUCCAAGACACGCUGUCGUGGAAGUCGUGUUGGUCGAUGAAGUCCAACAACCAAAUUUGAGUCAUCCGUUCCAUUUGCACGGUUACUCGUUCAACGUUAUCGGUAUGGGAAGAUCACCCGACAAGAACGUCAAGAAAAUCAAUUUGAAACACGCCCUUGAUUUGGACCGAAGAGGACUUUUAGACAGGCAUUUCAACUUGCCACCGCUCAAAGAUACGAUAGCCGUGCCCAACAACGGUUACGUUGUAUUCCGGUUCAGAGCUGACAACCCAGGCUAUUGGCUGUUCCAUUGUCACUUCUUGUUCCAUAUCGUAAUCGGUAUGAAUUUGGUGCUUCACGUCGGGACACACGCUGAUUUACCUCCGGUUCCCGAAAACUUCCCGCGUUGUGGCGACUUUUUACCUCCAGUCAGUGUACACUGAUCACGUACAUAACACGUCAGUUCAAAACUAAGUGCUCAUAUAAGUAACGCAAUGCGGUAACCACAGUUAGAAGCGACAAAAGAAAAACAUACGUCCAUGUACAUUAUAGAUAGUAUGUUUUUUUUAUUUAUUUUAUUUUAAACGUAUAUAUAUAUAUAUAUAUAUUAUAUUAUAUUUACAUUUUUGUACCCUAGAAAUAAUGUGUUAUGCCAUAACGAACAUAUAUGUUAUUUAAAUGUGUUAUUAUUAGUCACUCGUUCAAUUGUUUUUUUUUUCAUUAUAUAGUCUAAGUCAUUUCACAAUAUUAAUUAUUAUGUGUAAUAUUAAUUUAUCAAGCACAAAAUUACCAUUUAUUUCUAUCUUGCCCAAAUAAAUUUGAAAYUCAUCAAUUUCUUGCCAAUAUUAUAUGUAACCUUGUUUUUACUUUAUAUAUACAAUAUGAUACAAUGCUUGAUUCUACUUAAUUCUAUACGUCUAAUUCAUCUUGUAAAUAAUGAUCAAUAUAAUU
Molecule: messenger RNA, 2887 nt
Organism: Diuraphis noxia (Russian wheat aphid)
Lineage: Eukaryota; Metazoa; Arthropoda; Insecta; Hemiptera; Aphididae
Product: multicopper oxidase 3-like
Biological process (GO): iron ion transport
Cellular component (GO): plasma membrane
Molecular function (GO): oxidoreductase activity; copper ion binding
Source: RefSeq, a predicted model, not a curated record